Neocloeon triangulifer is the source of this 896-nucleotide messenger RNA. It is a transcript of the gene Chd64, whose product is annotated as myophilin. The record is from RefSeq and is a predicted model, not a curated record. Lineage: Eukaryota; Metazoa; Arthropoda; Insecta; Ephemeroptera; Baetidae. The coding region runs from base 109 to 681 and encodes 190 amino acids. The transcript has 5 exons. Gene Ontology annotation, molecular function: protein binding.
AGAGAAGAGGCCAACCUGAGGUGCCCGCCGGCUUUUGCUUCAGCAGUUAGUCUGCAGCGAACUUGCGACCGAAGACACCGCAGCAAUUUGCACAACACACAAAUCACCAUGGCCAACAACAGAGCAGCCAAGUCUGGAUUCGCCGCCGAGGCCCAGAGGAAGAUUAACAGCAAAUACAGUGAAGAGCUGGCCCAGGAGUGCCUUGAAUGGGUCAAGCAGAUCGUCGAGGAGGAUUUCAGCACCUCAGGCGAAAUGGACAACUUCUACGAGGUCUUCAAAAAUGGCACCAGGCUGUGCAGAUUGGCCAACAAACUGAAGCCCGGCUCAGUGAAGAAAAUCAAUGAGUCGCAGAUGGCCUUCAAGUGCAUGGAGAACAUCAACGCCUUCCUGGACGUUGCCCGCACCCUGGGCGUGCCGGCGCAAGAGACCUUCCAGACCGUUGACCUUUGGGAAAGGCAGAACCUCAACUCAGUGGUCAUCUGCUUGCAGUCGCUGGGUCGCAAGGUAUCUGCUGGAAACUAUGGACUUCCUGGCAUUGGACCCAAGGAAGCUGACAAGAAUGUGCGCCAAUUCACUGAUGAACAGCUCAGAGCUGGACAGGGCGUGAUCAGUCUGCAGUACGGAAGCAACAAGGGUGCCACCCAGAGCGGCAUCAACUUUGGCAACACAAGACACAUGUAAAUUUCCGCACUCGGCGGGUCGUGCGCGCACAAGCUGUAACUUAUUUUUGUCUGCGGUCAGCAGAAGGAACGUGAACAAAAGCAACAAUUCCUCUCUUGUUUCCCUUUCUCUUUUUCCCUUUUCUGUUUUUGUAUGCCCGAAAGAGCUCUUCCACAUUUAGAAUAAACGCGAAUGUAAAAUUUUAAGGUGUUAAACAAUAUAUAUUUGGAGUAAGA